AAAGAUCUUCCUACAAAACAAAAAACCGUGAAAACCAAAAACCACUAUAACAACUAAUAAGCUUUCCAGCUCUCCAUCCACUUUCCAACCAAAACCAAAACCACUCUAACUGCUUUCUUUCUUUCUCAGAUAUGCUUCUCCGGCUGUCUCCGCCAACUCCUCACCACCGCUCAUCAUCGUCUACCUCCGUCUCCGUUGUCUCUUAACUUCCCCACCAUAUCUUAUUAUCUUUUCUUUUCUCUUCUAUUGAAUUGUUUAUGGAGCACAAUUCGCAGAAAUUCCAAUGGCACUACACGGAAUUUUCGGACCAGAGCUUCGAAGUCCAUGGCCGAACACUCUUCUUCAUCCUCGUCCUCCUUAUCCUCUUACUCAUCCUCACACUCAUUUUCUUAUAUGCUCGAUGGGCGUGUCGCCGCCACCAUCUGACUCCCAACAAUAAUUCUAUUUCCGCCGCCAGUACGCCGCCGAGGAACCAGGGCCUUGGUUCGGAUGCUAUUAGGGGGUUGCCGAUAGUUUUGCAUAAGUCAUUGCCGUCGUCGUGUUCGGGUCCUGGUAUGGUAAAAGAACAAGGACAAGAACAAGUUGAAGAUGCUGCUGCUGUUGCCGAGUGCUGUAUAUGCCUUGGAGCUUUUGCAGAUGGUGAUAAGGUUAAGGUUUUGCCUCCAUGUAACCAUUGUUAUCAUCCUCAUUGUGUUGAUGCUUGGCUUAUUAACCAUUCAAAUUGUCCUCUCUGCCGUGCUUCUCUUCAUCUCCAGCCCAACGACGCCGUAGAAAUUGUUGUCGAAUGAUGACCCAAUAAACGCCUAUGAAUUUCUCAACUCUCUAGCUUUUUUUUUCUUUUUUCUUUUUUUCUUUUUUUGAUGAUUAACAGUUGUAUUUUUGUGUAAAUAAUAUAGUGCUGUAUGUUAAAAAAUAAAAAUAAAAAGUGUAAAACGAUAUCGAGUUCUGUAUUAUUUUUA
Messenger RNA from Ziziphus jujuba (common jujube), 959 nucleotides. RefSeq names its product RING-H2 finger protein ATL66. The coding region runs from base 258 to 788 and encodes 176 amino acids. The transcript has a single exon. NCBI's taxonomy places the organism in Eukaryota, Viridiplantae, Streptophyta, Magnoliopsida, Rosales, Rhamnaceae. Gene Ontology annotation, biological process: protein ubiquitination. The record is from RefSeq and is a predicted model, not a curated record.